This is a messenger RNA of Mercenaria mercenaria, 1999 nucleotides long. RefSeq lists its product as uncharacterized. The record is from RefSeq and is a predicted model, not a curated record. Lineage: Eukaryota; Metazoa; Mollusca; Bivalvia; Venerida; Veneridae. The transcript has 2 exons. The coding region runs from base 213 to 812 and encodes 199 amino acids.
ACGUACUUUCAAUUUCGUAACGGUGGAAUUUUCUUUGUCAGAAUACCAGACUCUUGGAAAAUUCCAUGUUGGAAAUUACCUAAAUGUUUGUCACUGAUAAUAAUACGCUUGAUGCAAGCUCAGUAGUUUUGGAAAAAUUAUUAAUAGACUGAAACGACAUUAUUUGCAGUUGAUAGUGGGUACAACUUGAACACGAAGACUCCGUAAUAAAGAUGACGAUUUUGACAGCAGGUGCCUGUUCGUUUAUUGUAAGCUCUUCUGGACAUGUGAUACCAGCGGCUGUAGGGACCGCAGCUGGCGCGGUAGUGACUGGUGUUAAGCUUUGGGUCCAGACGGAACCAGUCAAGGUAGCUUUAUCAACCGCCGUAGGAACUGGAACAUCAUCGGGUGCUAUUGCAGGGGCAAUCGCCAGUAAAACCGCAACCAGUGCAGCUGCAGGAGCUCUCCUUGGUGGUAUUUCCGCGGCGGGUAUCGGAUCUAUGAUGGCUGGAGGUCUUGCGGUGGCGUCAGGGGUUGUUGCUUCUAACCCAAUAGGGUUACUGGCGGUUGGAACCAGUCAUACUGAAGAGAAAGACAGAAUUACAUAUGACUGCUGGAAACCAGUUCUUCAUGAUACGUCACUGGAAUCGUCAAAUGGAAUGAUACUGAAAGAUUUGGUCUGUCAUCCAAACAUUGCCAAUGUUACAGUUACACCAAGUGUAUGCCUGCCGCAAAUCGUCAUUGAAAAUGUGUGGAACGAAAAGUUUGAAAUUGAGUAUGUCGUACAAGACUCGGAUAAGUUGUCUUGUCACGCGAGGCCUAUGUUGAACUGAUUAAAUCAUUAUCUGGUUAAUGGAACACGAAUGACAAGAUUUGUUACUGUAAAUAAUUCAUGUUCAAGGGUCAUAAUGGUUUAUUCUAUUAAGUGACUGUCACAUUUGUUUCAUUAUAAACACACAGUAUAUGAAUUUCUUAUUUCCUACUUUCGGUGGUAAAUAUCUCUUAAUAUUUGCCAUAAGUCUGAACAUGCUAUUUAGUAGAAAUAUUGACGAUUUAUCCCACAUUUUGAGCAACUCCGAUAUUUGCUGUAAGUCUGAAUAUGCUAUGUUAGUAGAAAUAUUGACGAUUUGUCCCACAUUUUGAGCAACUCUAGGUCUAAAUAUGUUAGGUUUGUACAAAUAUUGACGAUUUUUCGGAUUUUUCCCACAUUUUGAGCAACCGUAAGUCUGAAUAUGCUAUGUUAAUAGUUCUAGGGGCUAGUUAGCCCCUACUUUUGGGAGACAAAUUUCAAACAACACCAAAUCAUAGGAAGAUAGUAUUGAACAGCAUAUAAAACAUGCAGAUUAUUCUACGAAACAAUUGCCAGUCUACAGAUAUAUACACACUGAAUUCCGGAAAAAGACUGUUCAACACCUUUAAACACGAACUGUAACAUACAUAUUUGCAAAAAUGUCCCAGUUCUGAAAUUUCACAUAACGAGGUAGAACGUACUUUUCAGCAGUUGUUUGUUUAUUUCUUUACAAAUGGCAUUCAUUUUAAUGGGGGAAGACUUUCUGAGCAUAUUUUAUGUAUCCAGUUGUACAGAACAGUACCGUAGAACAUGUAAUGGACAGGUAGAUUGUUGGUAAAGAUGUUGUUCGUUUAUAAAAUAUUUGAUAUAAUCAAAUGUUGGGAUUUUGUUUUAUAAAACGCAGACUGUGAAAGAGCAUGUACAAUAUUGCAAUGCUUUUCUAAUUAUGUAACUAUUGGUAGUCUCUAUUUGGAAAGCUGCUUUAUAUGUGUUUUACAAACAUUUGAAAGCAAUGUUAUUUUAACUGUUAUAAGUACAUGUAUUUCGUUUGUAGGUAAAGGUUAGAAUGUAUUACCAAUACAACACGUGGUGUUAUUAUUGUUCUAGAGCUUCCAAUUAUAACAUAACUGAAUAGUUUCCUUUUCAAACAGGAUUAAGAUAUUUACAAAACACGUAAAUUUGUUGUAUUGUAUCAUUGUUUAAUCUAAAAUAUUAAAAAAAAAAAUUGAA